This is a messenger RNA of Exophiala xenobiotica, 2153 nucleotides long. RefSeq lists its product as uncharacterized. The record is from RefSeq and is a predicted model, not a curated record. Gene Ontology annotation, molecular function: protein binding. Lineage: Eukaryota; Fungi; Ascomycota; Eurotiomycetes; Chaetothyriales; Herpotrichiellaceae. Bases 36 to 2153 code for a protein of 705 amino acids. The transcript has a single exon.
GACCCUUCCUGCUGAACGAGACACAGUUGUUCAGCAUGGAGAGGUCACCACCACUUCCACAACCACCACUGCAAACUGUUGAGAUGCUGCACAAGCAUCCUGACCUCUCCUUCCUAUAUCGUCGAGGUUCAGCUCCUCGACCACUCUCUGAAGCGACCGAGAUAUUCGACACUGACAACGAAGAAGACUCCGAUUCGGCGCCGCUACCAUGGGAGUCCCAAGGUGACAACGACAGUCAAUCGACCUUGUCAAGUCCGGACGAGCUACCGACACCUCCAAACACCGGUGGUCUAGGUGACUUUGAGUUCCACUUCGAUGACAAGUCGAUCGUGGGCCCCCAAGGGCCUCACCUCUUCCGAGGAACGCCAGAGAUAGUCAGUAACCCCGAAGACGAUGUCUUCCUUGGCCUGUCACCCGUCCCGCAACCGAAGUCGGCUCCAAGGCCUAUUGCUGCACUCAACAACGCCGUUGCAGAGCUUGACGAAUCUCAAGUAAAGGACUGGACAACUGUGCAAGUGGCCAACUGGAUGGCCGAGGCAGGCUUCGAAGCCAGCGUCGUCCAGAAAUUCAUCAAGCACGACAUCUCUGGCAGUGUCCUGAUAGACCUCCAAUUCGAAGAUCUGAAGGAGCUCGACAUCAGCUCCUUUGGCAAGAGACACCGGGUGAUGAGCUCCAUCCAACAACUCCGGAACAGUAGCAUGAUCUCUCUCGAGACCCCGCUCUCACGAACGCCGUCGAAAACAAAUCGAAGUCCUCGAGCACUGCAACGCAUUGCUCGGCCCGAGGAACGACAGGUCGUCAUCCCGGAUCGAUCUCGCUCCCGGAGACGAGGAAGACAACCGGACAUUGUGACCCCUGCCGAGUCAGUGUCCAUCGUCGGAAUCGAGCAGGUGCUUCCCAAAGAACACAAAUGCUCCAAGGGCGAGGACUGUCCCAAAUGGCAGAAGCAACAACGUAAGAUCCUCCGCUUGCAGCGGGCCUUUGACGAGGAUACCCGCCGACCCAUAUCGGAGGCCCGGUCCGAAGCCUUGCCGUCGGUGGUGGGUUCAUCAGACGUAUUAGGCCCAUCUUCUGUCAAGAUCACCCCGGAGAGUUUGAGCUCGGUCCAGCCUCGUGACCCACAGGAGAGCGUGAGACAAUUCCUGAACUUCCAGCAUCUGCACUCGCCGUCCAACUCGUCCAACCCGUCGCCUCCCCCAGCUGCCUCUGCCGCAUUUGCCAACAAGUCAGCUCACCUUGACGAACACCUUCGGGGCCUGCCGAAGCUCACAAUUCCGGGUGCUCAUAAUGACGACGAACGAAGCCCUUCAAGGACUCCCAUCUCUGCGCUUCAACAGCCAACCCAAAUCCAAGCUCAACUCAAAGCCCAGCUGCAAGGCGACCCCUACCACUAUGGCGGUGUCGCCUCACCGGCGGACAUCUACCGCAUCGACACUCCCAUGUCGGCCACUGACAUCCCCAUCACUGCCAUGGCCGUUGACCCGUGUCAGCGAGACAUCUCCCAAUCAGUACCACCCGAGAUGCGGUACGGUGCCGCAGCGGCUCCCACGUCCGUCAGCCCCGAACCCAUACAGCGAUGCACGUCGACCCAACCGCCUCCUCCUCGCCGGCACAUCCGGCAGACGUCCUUCACCCCAUCCAUCGCCCCCGUCAAGGAGAACGAGUCCCAGCCUGAAGUGAGGAAGCCAUCUUCCUCGCGGGCGACCGAGCUCGACCUCGCCCACCACCAGGGUUGGAUGCGCAAGCGCAAAACCACCCGCAUGUUGCGCCAUGAAUGGCAAGACAACUACUGCACGCUGAUCGGUCACGAGCUGACCAUGCACGACACACAUUACGCCACCGCCAAAGCCCUCGAGCGGAUCGACGUGGACGAGUACACUCUGCACGCAUACUCGCAGGCAUCGAGCUCCAAACUCAGCGCGGCCUUCAAAAAGAGUCUCCUCGGACAAGGCAAACUGCCGGCCGGCGAGCACUCGUUUGCCUUUUCCCUCAUCCCCGAGAGCGACAAGGUCAGCAGCAGCCGCAAGCUCUUCGAAAGGAGCAGCACAAAGUCCCACCAUUUCGCCGUCGACAGCUCCAAAGACAGAAUCGAAUGGAUGAGGAAGCUGAUGCUGGCCAAAGCCAUGAGGAAGAACGCCACCUGCGAAAUCUGA